Messenger RNA from Ricinus communis (castor bean), 1229 nucleotides. RefSeq lists its product as uncharacterized. Lineage: Eukaryota; Viridiplantae; Streptophyta; Magnoliopsida; Malpighiales; Euphorbiaceae. The coding region runs from base 450 to 1118 and encodes 222 amino acids. The record is from RefSeq and is a predicted model, not a curated record. The transcript has a single exon.
AAAAACUUGUAAUCAUAAUAAAUUAUUAGAAUAUAUACUUUCAAUAUUUAAUCAAAUUUAAAGGAUAACAUUUUAAAUUAAAAUUUGAAUAUAAUUUAUGAAGUUUAUAAUGCAUUAAAUCAAAAAGAAGGAGAAAAUAUGUUAUAUAUUUAAACAGUGCUAAAGAAAACAAAAUAUUUAAUACUGUCUAGAUACGAAAAGUUAUCAACGUCCUAGUUUUCUUUAUCUUUAUCUGUAAAUUAUAUGGUAAUGGAUUAAGGCGGUAUAACCUGCAAAGUCCUAUUUGCACUUGCUGUUCAUAGUCCCGUAAGGAAAACCAAAAUACAGUAUAAAUCUAUCAAGUAAUAUAAAUUUGAAGCUAGUCGUCUUUUAUUUGGUAACAAAAGUUUUCGGAGUUGUAAUUCUUGUACGCUGUCUGUUGAUCUUAAAUUUGCUUAAGAAUUAUCGUUAUGGGGGGGCUUUCUGUGCUUUUUAAGGAUGAAGAAACGGAAAAGAUCAGCUGCGACUCGACAAUCAUGGCAGUAGAUAUCCCAGGGAACAAGAAAUCAGGGGAAAGAAAGGUUGUCGUGGGUGGGCUUUCUUUGCUUUUCAAGGAUGAAUGUGAUGGAGAACCUAAGACGAAGGACUUCGAAAGCUCCACAACAAUAAUAGGCGCGGAAGAAAAUAUGGUUGUUGUGGACGGCUUUCCCUUGGCUUGCAAGGAUAAUGAUCAAGCACAGAAAGAAGUCAACUGCAGCAGCUCCAUAAUCAUGGUGGAAGAAGUCGAGGAAUCAGUAGCAGAUGACAAGAAACCAGUGGGAUUAAACAUGGAGAAGAAUGGGAAAAGGACUAGUGAUUAUACGUUCAAGAUGCCACUGCACUUUCCAAGAUAUACUAAGGAACAAUAUGAGGAGAUGAGUGAGGAGAAACUCGAUUUACUUCUUCAGGAGUAUGGGUUUAUUAAUCAUGGUGACUUGGAUUACAAGAAACAGUUCGCUAUAAAUGCCUUCCUCUGGCCUACUACUACUCCAUGCGGAGAACUGCUUGCUGCUCAAAAUUAUCAGACUGCUUGUCAGGAAAAGAGGACAGUGAUCAGUAGUAUAGUUGGAAUUGUUUGCCAUGCGUUGAAGCUUAAGUAAUUAAAUUUGUCUAUUGACGUUAAUGCGUAUAUAUUAUAUUAUGUCUACUCAUGUAGAACUAUUACUAACUCAACAAGUUAGGGUUCAUGUUUUUUCUUUGUUUUUUAAUUG